Perca fluviatilis (European perch) is the source of this 2493-nucleotide messenger RNA. RefSeq names its product B-cell receptor CD22-like. Lineage: Eukaryota; Metazoa; Chordata; Actinopteri; Perciformes; Percidae. The transcript is spliced from 10 exons. Bases 53 to 2038 code for a protein of 661 amino acids. The record is from RefSeq and is a predicted model, not a curated record.
UUAAGACAACUCGCUUUCACAUUAAGUUUCUAAUGUGACUGGCUUGAUACAUAUGUACGUUAUUUACCUGCAGGCAUGUUUUAUUAUUUCUGAACUUACACACAGAGAAAUGAGAGGAGCAGCUUGGAGUUUAACUGCAGCAGCGAGUGGAUUGGUCGUCCUUCUCCUCACUGUACCAGUGAUACAGAGUCAGAAUGGCUGGGGAGUGACUUACACCUCUACUCAGAUCUGUGCCUUAAAGGGAUCAACAGUGGAAAUACGCUGCAGCUACAGAUACCCAUCCACCAAUGGUGAUGGAGUUAAGGAAGCAUUUUGGUUUACAAAAGAGAGUAAUAAUGUUUAUGUGGAUCUGAAAAUGGACCUGGAGUAUUCAGAUCGUGUGCAGUUUGACUGUAAAAAAAAAGGUGUGCAGUAUCACUCUGAAAACAAGGACUGCACUCUGAGAAUCUCAGACCUGAGACAGAGCGACUCAGCUGUGUACAAGUUCAGGUUCAGAACAGACGAUUCAACAGGGAAAUAUACUGGUUUACCUGGAGUCACUCUGUUGGUAGCAGAUCCACAGCUCCAGGUACAUGUGAGGAGAUCAACAGUCAGAUCCCACCAACAGCCUACCUGGACAGAACUGACAUGUCAUAACAAGUGUCAGCUGCCUGAUCAUUAUUCCUACAUCUGGUACAAGAACGGCCAGAAAUUUGGAGAUAAAAAAGUUUACUUUCAUCUAGACCUAUUUAAUCCUGCAGACAACUAUUCGUGUGCUGUAUCAAAAUAUGAGAUGUUCCCCUCUCCUUCAGUGUAUGUAAAGCUUCCCUCCGUAUCAGUGAGUCCUUCUGGUGAUUUAAUGGAGGGAAGUUCAGUAAAUGUGACUUGUAGCAGUGAUGCUAACCCAGCAGCUAACUACAGCUGGUACAAGAAUAAUCUAGUUUCCGAACGCCUCAGUGAAGGACCACAGCUCAUCUUCAGCUCCAUCCAGUCCUCUGACUCUGGACAGUAUUACUGUACAGCUGAGAACAUGCUGGGGAGGACAUCAGCAAACAUCUCUAUUAAUGUCAAAUAUGGUCCAAAGCGUGCCUCUGUGUCAGUGAGUCCCCCUGCUGAGAUAGUGGAUGGCAGUUCAGUGACUCUGACCUGUAGCAGUGAUGCUAACCCAGCAGCUAACUACACCUGGUACAAGGAGAACCAAACACUGCUUCAAGGACCGGAAAGAAAUUACUAUUUCACCUCCAUCAGCUCUGAGGACAGAGGCAACUACCACUGCAAGUCUGAGAAUCAAUAUGGACUGAUUUACUCCUCAUCUCUAUCUAUAGAUGUGCAGUAUGGUCCAAAGCUUCCCUCUGUGUCAGUGAGUCCCUCUGCUGAGAUAGUGGAGGGCAGUUCAGUGAAUCUGACCUGUAGCAGUGAUGCUAACCCAGCAGCUAACUACACCUGGUACAAGGAGAAUGAAGACUCACCAAAAGCAUCAGGACAGAUCUUCACCAUCACUGACAUCAGAGCUGAACACAGUGGGAAUUAUUACUGUGAAGCGCAGAACAGAAGAGGACGUCAGAACUCCACCUUACAUCUGACUGUUGUAGCAGUUUUCCCAGAAACAUGGAAAUCUGUCAUCAUUGGAACAAUCCCUGCUGUUUUCCUGGUUGUCGUGUGGCUCUCUAUCUUCCUACUCAUAAGAAAAAAGAGAACCUCCAAGCAAUUACCCGAGCCUGGAGAUGGAUCAGACAACAGGGAACAGGUGAGCAAGGAGAACAAUUCAGUUCAGAGGAGCGGGAUGAACUUCACUACGCCAGUAUCCACUUCUCCACGAACCAGACAGACCCUGUAUACUCCAACAUCAGACCAGCUGGACUCCGCAAACAUGAGGGGCAAGAAGAAGAAGAAGAAGAAGACAACGACAAAGUGGAGUAUGCUGCUGUCAAAUUUAACAGUGCCAGUACUCCGCCGAGAACCAGAGGUCAGGAAACAGGGGAGGAUCCAGAUGCAUGCUACAGUACAGUCAACAAAACUGCUGAAUUUAACAGAAAACUCUAGUAUUUCCUUUUUCUGAUUUCAAGCCAUGCUAGCAGCCUCCACUUUGUUCCAGGCUAAAAUGGCUCAACAACUACUCGAUCUAUUGCCAUACACUUUCGUUCUGACAUUCAUGAUCAUCAGAGGAUGACUCAUUCUGACUUUGGUUAUUCCCUGACUUUAACUCCAACUGCAAAGCAUGGCAAUAUAUAUACAAUUUAUUUUCUGUGUUAUGUAAAUAUACAUAUGUAGGAAAUUGUAAAGACCGUGUUAAAUAUGAUAUAAAUACUUUAUGAUGUAAACAUAGUAGCUAUUCAUGGUGAUUAUUAUAUAGUAGUGGAAAAGGGGGUAGGGUUGAAUAAACUUUUGCUUCUUCCUAUUCCUUUUUCCGGACAUGUUUAAUUAAUAUUCUGUUUUGUUUCUGUUUUGUUCUUUUAGUUUUUAUUAUUUAAAUUUUUUUUUUACAUGUUCGAAAUAAAGCAUUCAUCCAUUCAA